Molecule: messenger RNA, 6831 nt
Organism: Myxocyprinus asiaticus (Chinese sucker)
Lineage: Eukaryota; Metazoa; Chordata; Actinopteri; Cypriniformes; Catostomidae
Product: zinc finger and BTB domain-containing protein 16-A-like
Exons: 7
Coding region: 170-2182 (670 amino acids)
Biological process (GO): regulation of cytokine production; negative regulation of transcription by RNA polymerase II; regulation of immune system process
Molecular function (GO): protein binding
Source: RefSeq, a predicted model, not a curated record
GAGAGCGGGUACUGUGAACUGCGUUACUAUGCUACAGCCCUAAUAACCGCACACUCGGAAGCCAAACGUGCGACACAGAUUGACAUUAUCUUGUUUACAAAGAUAACUGAACAGACUGCUACUUGGGAAGAAAGACUCAUGAGUUGGCCGUGUGGAUUUCAGAGACGUUAUGGAUUUGACUAAAAUGGGUAUGAUCCAGCUCCAGAAUCCCAAUCACCCCAAUGCCCUACUGCACAAGGCAAAUCAGAUGCGCCUGGCUGGCACACUGUGCGACGUGGUUAUCAUGGUGGACAGCCAGGAGUUCCAUGCUCAUCGGACUGUGCUGGCCUGCACCAGCAAGAUGUUUGAGAUCCUCUUUCACCGCAACAGCCAACAUUACACUCUGGACUUUCUCUCACCAAAGACUUUCCAGCAGAUUCUGGAGUAUGCCUACACUGCCACUCUUCAAGCUAAAGUGGAGGAUCUGGAUGACCUGCUGUACGCAGCAGAGAUAUUAGAAAUAGAGUACUUGGAGGAACAAUGCCUGAAGAUACUGGAGACCAUCCAGUCCUCGGACGAAAAUGACACAGAGGUCAACAUGAACGAUGGUGGCACAGAAGACGAUGACGAGCAUAAGGGAAGGCACGGGAGGAGCCAAGCAGGUUCCAAAAAGCAUUCCAUGGAGGAGGGCAGCUACAUCUCGGCUGCCCAGCAAGCACUGGCACUGCCCGGAAUGGUGGAUCAGAGUCCGUCUGUCUCCACCUCCUUUGGCCUCUCCACCAUGAGCCCAACCAAAGCAGCCGUGGACAGCCUAAUGAGCAUCGGCCAGUCCCUCCUGCAGAGCAGCUUGCACCCUGGUGUGGGCUCUGAACAUCCCCUGCAUGGCAACUCGCCCCAUAUGAUGGGAGAGAUCAAGACGGAGAUGAUGCAAGUAGAUGAGAGCGCAGACCACGAGAGCCCCAACACAAUGGAGCCCAAUACCUCCAGCAAUGGAGAGCGCAGCGGAGAACCUGACAAGAACCGUGAUGGGCCUGGCACCCCUACCAGGAGUAGCGUGAUCACCAGUGCCCGUGAGCUCCAUUACGUCAGGGAUGAAGGUGUGGGGGACCAGCAGGCUGAGGUCAGCCAGAUGGGGCUUGAGGCCAUGGCAGGGAUGACCGAGAAACACUUGGCGUCACUGUACGGCAUACCACCCAACCAUAAGAAUGAAGGGAUGCUCUCUAUGCCGGCCUCUAUGGCCUCGACCUUACAUAUGUCACCAGCCCUGGCCAUGUCCAUGGACUUCAGUGCCUAUGGGGGCUUGCUGCCUCAGAGCUUCAUCCAGAGGGAGUUCUUCAACAAGCUUGGUGAGCUAGCUGCUGGAAUGAAGCCUGAUGGCCGCAAUCAAAACGAGCGCUGCAACGUGUGUGGCACUGAACUGCCUGACAAUGAGGCCAUAGAGCAACACAGGAAACUGCACAGCGGAAUGAAGACCUAUGGGUGCGAGCUUUGUGGCAAACGCUUCCUAGAUAGUCUACGCCUGAGGAUGCACUUGCUGUCUCAUUCAGCUGGUGAGAAAGCCAUCGUCUGUGACCAGUGUGGAGCUCAGUUCCAGAAGGAAGAUGCUCUAGAGGCCCACCGACAGAUCCACACAGGAUCAGAUAUGGCCAUCUUCUGUUUGCUCUGCGGGAAGCGAUUCCAGACGCAGACAGCUCUGCAGCAGCAUAUGGAGGUUCACGCAGGCGUGCGCAGCUACAUCUGCAGCGAGUGCAACCGCACGUUCCCCAGCCACACCGCACUCAAACGCCAUCUCCGCUCGCACACAGGUGACCACCCAUUUGAGUGCGAGUUCUGCGGCAGCUGCUUCCGAGACGAGUGCACACUGAAGGGACACAAGCGUAUCCACACCGGAGAGAAGCCCUAUGAAUGUAACGGCUGUGGCAAGAAAUUUAGCCUCAAGCACCAGCUCGAGACCCACUACCGUGUCCAUACAGGUGAGAAGCCGUUUGAGUGCAAGCUUUGCCACCAGCGCUCCAGGGACUACUCGGCCAUGAUCAAACACCUGCGCACCCACAACGGCGCCUCGCCAUACCAGUGCACCAUCUGCCUGGAGUAUUGCCCCAGCCUCUCUGCCAUGCAGAAGCACAUGAAGGGCCACAAGCCUGAAGACAUCCCGCCUGACUGGAGGAUAGAGAAGACAUACCUGUACCUCUGCUACGUCUGAAGAUGGAGAUGGAGAGGGCACAGGAGGGGAGAGGGAGGGGCGGGAAGGAAACGCAGUCAGGUUGUCAUUGUGGAGGAAAUGGACAGAAAAAGCAAAUGGUCACAUUUGUUGGAGGGGCUGGGCAAGACAGAAUGGGAAAGGAUGGAAUAUAGAAAGGCAGUAAAAAAAAAAAAAAAAAAAAAAUCUUACCAUGUCAGUAUCGCAUCCAUGUGAAUCAUUUUGCUAUUGCAUUCUGUACUCAGCAUUGUGUUAUAGGUGUUCAUCUGUUCAUAUUAUGGUCAUAUGGAAAGUCUGCUCUAUACAUCUGGCAUCAACUUAUGUCCCAGGCAAUUAAAGGGAUAAUUAUGCAAAAACAAAAUUCGGUCAUCAUCACUGACCCUCAUGUUGUUUCAAACCUGUAAGACUUUAUUUCAUGCAUGGAACACAAAAUGAGAUGUUAAGCAGAAUGUUAGACUUAGUCAUUAUUCACUUUCAUUGCAUUCACUGAAAGUGAAUGGUGACUCUAACAUCUAAAAAGAAAGAAAGUCAUACGGGUUUGGCACAACGUGAGGUUGAGUAAAUGACGAUUUUCAUUUUGGGUGAACUAUCCUUUUAAAUAUCUAAUUAUGCCUUAUAUCAGUUGUAAAACUAAAAACAAACACACACUAACAAUAUUUCACCCUUCGACUCACUCUUAGAAAAGGCGCCCCCUACUGGUACAUACUAGUAUAAGACUGUCUCCCACUGUAAAUGAGACACUGUACCCUCUCUUUGUUUAUCUCUGAUAGCUGAUCUUCUUUUAUCAGAGUAAUUGCAAUAGAGGAGUCAGUGCACAAAGCACUUAGAUCUGUCAGUAAUGAUGCACCAGUCGGGAACACAACAGCAAAUAUAAACUGUCAUGUUCAUCAGAGCCAUUAGUGCAAACUGGGGCAUAAGCUUCUCGCGAAACAUUCAUGAUGCUCGGCUGACACUCGGUGGGUAGAUCCGUCCCAUAUGAUUCACAUUCAUUAAGGGCUUAUUGGUUUAACCAGCAUAAAAAUCAGCUCAGCUCUCAAUACUCUGCUCAUCAAUGUCAUUUCAUUGUUUCUUUUUUACAUAAUCUUUGGUUACUUGGCAUAGUCUCAUAGCUUCAUAUGCAUAUUACAAGCUCACGAUGACAAUUUUUGUUUGAUGUUUCCUUGCAAGUUUAUAUUGAUCAAAAUAACCCAUUUAUGCACACUGUAUAUGUUUGUUUUGUUGCAGUUUUUCACUCUUGUCUCUUGUUUAAGUACAUGUCUGAUCAAAUCAUUACGGUUUGAAGCGAGUAACUUGGCAAUACAUACAGAACAUCCGUUUCACUCUAGACAUCUAUUCAACUGUUUAUGCUGUUGUUAUAGAGACCAAAAUUAUGACUAAAGCUGCUUUUGUCAGUGGCUUGGAGACAGAAUAGCACUGACAUACAGGGCUCGUCCGCACAUAUCUAAACGUUCAGUGAUUCGAGGCUUGGUCUGUCCAGCCUGAAAGGCUGAUAUAAGAGAAUCGAACAGAUCAACUCUUUUGUUCGUGUGCUUUGUCUGUGUUUCCUAUUAUACCUUGAUUUACUUCAGCACGUCGUACUUGAAUUACCUCGUUUUUUUUGUGACCUCAUGUGCUAGUGGUUUAAUUUUUCCUUUGUUUCAUCUUGUUGUAUAUUUGAUUUGUUUGCUUGUGUUUGUCUUUCUGUGAUGUCAAGCAGCUGAGAUUUGAAAAGCAGCGUGUACUUAAGGACUUAAGAAAUUAAGUGCCACGGUAAAGAGAGAUUAUUUGUCUUUCGUUAACUUUGUUUUUAUUUUAAUCUUACCAAACUUGGUAUUAUGUUUUUUGUUUUGUUUUGUUUUUACUAACCCUGCUUGUUGAAGAGCUUGUGGGUUUGGUCAUUUUUGUAAGCUACCUCUUAAGUUUUGUUUUGUUUUUCAUUUGCAAAAGCACAUUCGUUUGCGUUUUGCGUUAUUGCAACUUCAUCUCAUGCUUUCAAGUGUUGUCUGUUCAAUUUGUAAGCGACAAACAUGAAAUUCCCCCCGCCCCCCUUUGUAAACCUUACCUUAAGAGCAGACAAGAGCAGACAACCUUAAGAGCAGACAAAGCCUUAAGUUUGGGGAAGAGUUGAUCGGGGCGGUGUGUGUAUGGGACAGGUGAAGUGUAGUACUUUAAAGUUUAAAAAAAAAAAAAGAAAAAAAAACAUUAAACUUGAAAAUAUGUGAAUAGAAUUGUAGUUUUGUAAUGUGAAAAAAGAAGGUUCACAGAGUGUGAACUGCCAAGAACAGGUCAUAUGCAGCAGUGCAUUGUUGUGCGUUGGACAAUUGGGACUGCAAGUGGUAAUCAAUGCCGAAAGGAAUAAAAAAAUUACUGUCAGUUGACAUGUUUCUUUAUAUGAGUGUAGUCCUGAGCAAGAGCCAACAGAGGCCAUUUGAUAUAUAAAAUUGUGAUAUUUUUGUAUUCAGUGUCAGUCCCUUUUUCCAUUUGUUGAGGUUUCAGCAGGGCAAAACUUUGUAGUUCUUUUUUUAUAUCAUUAUUCUCUCGUUUAAAUCGUUUGCCUUUGCUCCUCUUUGGUAAUGUUGGACAGUGUGUGAUCCUAUAGUGAUAAAUGUUGCUUUCUGGAUGUCAAAUACAUUGCAGGUGAAGGACUAAAUCAGCCACAUACUCCUUUUGUGAAAAUAACAAGAAAAAAAUGAUGUGAUGCCAAUGAUCAGUUACAUUGCACACAAUAUCUCAAACAAUCAUGUUGCCAACUUUUUGUUUUUGUACUUGAAGUUACUAAAAAAAAAAGAAGGGAUGGGGAGACACAUUAAAGAAAAAUGUAUUUGUCAUGUGUCUUGCCAUUGUUUUCUGGAAAACACUGUGAGUUUGGGGACGUUUUGGACCCCUGUGAGAAUUAAAAACAAGUAGCGCCAUGAUUAAGGCCGAAAUAUAUUUUUUGUUCUGUGAAUGGCUAAAGUCAACUAAUAUUAAAUGGGUAAAACGGAGUUUGCAAUAUGUGGCAACAAUACAAGAUAUUAAGUGACAUACCAGUGUCACUGUUCUCAUUUUCUUUUCUUUUUUUUUUUUUUACUGUGUGUGUGUGUGUGUGUGUGUGUGUGUGUGUGUGUGUGUGUGUGUGUGUGUGUGUGUGUGUGUGUGUGUGUGUGUGAGAGAGAGAGAGAGAGAGAGAGAGAGCACAUUAGUGACAAAUGCACUAAUCCGAAAGUAAUGUUCUAUGCCACUUUUCUCUCAUGCUGAUUAAAAAAUAUUGGCAUUGAUGUAGUUCUUCCCUCAAUGUUCUAAUGAUGUUUCUGUAAUAUCGUUGUGCCUAAAUGAAAUUGUUCAACAGAUUGUCCACAUAUAUCUGCUUAGUUUCUGUAUUUUCAAAAGAUUAUUGGUGUCUUCAGGGCUCCAGGGAUGUCAUGAUGAUCUCAGAUUUGAAAUAGAGUAUCCUCACUUUAAGACUUAAAGAGUUCAGGGCAACUAAGCCAAGUGAAAGUGAGGUUGUUGUUUAUUAUUAUUAUUAUUAUUAUUAUUAUUAUUAUCAAUUGGCAUUUGGUCUUUUUAAGUGGUUCCACUGGUGACUGAUCAAAUGCUGAAAUCCUGUAGUGUUUUAUACACAGUUCAAGAAGAAAUAUUUUGUAAACAAGCUAAACAUUCCUUGGAUUGGAAUAUGUGCAUUUUUCACAGUGAAUAUCCUACUAUUAAGGACAAAAAAAAAGUCAUGUUUGAGAAUCAAAAUUCCUUUGAAUCCUUGUUUUUCCACCUCAGCAACAGGUUUGCUGAUUAAACCUUUCAACAACAUCCCUUUAACAUUCCGUUGGAUGUUUAUGCAAUGUUACUGCCCCUACUCAACAUAUUUAUUUGUUGGUUAAAGUACUUAUUUUUAAGGAAGCAGUAAGCCAAGUGUCAUCAUUGCAUCCCUGGAGUUGGCUCACUGUGUUCCAGUGUGGUGUUCUAUAGAAAGAGUAACCAUUUCAUGCUGUGUUGCCAUGCAUGUGCCAUUGAGGUCAAAACUAAACUGUUUGAGUAACAAAGCACCAAGAUGUUGUCUUUUUUUUUUUUUUUUAUAUAUAUAUAUAUAUAUAUAUAUAUAUAUAUAUAUAUAUAUAUAUAUUAGCACUGAGGACCAAUUGCCCUGUCGGACCAAGCGUAACAAAGCUUUUUAUGUAACAAAGCAGUUUUUCCCUCUCUAGCUGUUCUCUUCCUUUCUCUCUCUGCCCAUCCUCUUUUUCACUCUAUUCCCUCUCUCUACUGUAUCUCUCCUUUUUUUUUUUUUUUUUUUGUGACAGCACAAGUGCCAGUCCAGUUGCUCUUUAAAAAUAUAGUGUUUUGUUUGUGGGGUUUUAUUUUUGUUUGUUAUUAUUAUUAUUAUUUGAAUUGUUAUAGUUACGUCUACCUCAGCACCUAAUCUUAGCCUAAUCUUAGAAGGUGCCCAAUUAUUAUUAUAAUUUUUUUUUUUUCUGUUUGUUGUUAAUUGUACAAAUUUUUGUUUUGCAUUAGAGCUUUGCAAAGGUCCUUUGUCUUUUCCAGCAACAUGCUAUUUUAUUUGUAGCACGUUCUGGGUGUCGUGCUACAGAUAUUGGCAUCAGUUUCCUGAUGUAGUCUUUCUUUCGAUGUAGGAUCGGACACAUCUCUUUGUAACAUUUCAGUGUUCUCUGAUGGAGUGUGAAAAAAUAAAGAAUUUAAAGAGA